Messenger RNA from Caenorhabditis bovis, 3645 nucleotides. The record is from the annotation of a GenBank genome assembly. Lineage: Eukaryota; Metazoa; Nematoda; Chromadorea; Rhabditida; Rhabditidae.
AUGGAAAACGGACAUAUUGAAGAAACUGCUCAAGUUGCUGCCAACGAGGUUAAUCGAACAAACUCUACCAAUGGCGUUGUUCAAAUGGAUUACAAUACCGACUUCCCGACGCUUCCUGAAGCUGGCCCACAAGUCGCUCCGUCUGUUCAGAAGCCGCACGUGUGGGCACGGCCGUCGCUUGCCAAGAAGGACACCACGGUGACGUUCCGCCUCGCUUCUGACGAACGCUCCGUAAACAAGAAAAGCUUUGGAAAUACCAGCGAGGAGCACAAGAAGGCUCAAAACAUUGCCACUCAGACAAAAACUCGCAUUGAACUCUCCGAAUCCAAAGAUGGUGAACUCACUGUUAUCGUGAAAGGAGAACGUAGCAAUGUUGAGGAUGCUCGUGCUCGCAUUGUUCGCGAACUCCAGACUCAGGCUUCUCGCGAGAUUGAUAUCCCAAAAGACCAUCAUCGUCGUCUUAUUGGAAAAGAAGGAGCUAUUUUGCGUCAACUCGAACAAGAAACGAACUGCCGUAUUCAAAUGCCAGGACGCGACGAUUCAUCGUCGGUGAUCAAGAUCACCGGACCGCGAGAAGGAAUUCAGCGCGCCGUUGCUCACAUCAUGUCGGUGUCGGAGCGCGAGUCGAAGCUUGCCACUGAGCAUAUUGUGUGCAAGAAGCAGCUCAUCCCAUUUGUUCGAGGACCAUUCAAUGAGAACUACGAGCGAUUGACGAACGAGACUGGCGUCAAAAUUAACAUUCCACCACCAUCGGUGCAGAGUGAGGUCAUCACGGUCACCGGUGAGAAGGAAGGAGUUCACCGCGCCGCUGCGGAAAUCCGCAAGAUUAUUGAGUCGAAGAAAAAUGUCACCACCAUUAGCCUUCCUGUUGCUCGCUCUCAACAUAGAUAUAUUAUUGGACAGCAACGAUCGGGAAUCCAUGAGAUCCUUCAGAAGACUCGUGUCGCUGUUGAGGUUCCACAAGAGGAUUCAGCUGAGGAGAAUGUAACCCUUAUCGGUGAUCCAGCUGAUCUUGCUGGAGCUCUUGAAUUGGUCAUCAGCCGUGCCAGCUCGGUCAUCACUCAAUCGAUCAAUGCCCCAACUUGGCUUCACAAGCACCUGAUUGGACCAAAGGGAUCAACGCUUACCGCACUUGUUCCAAACCGCAACCUCGUUCAAAUCGAUUUUGAUGAUAAUGGAACAAUCUUCUUCGAGGGUGCCCCUGAAGAAGUGAAAACUGCUCAAGCCGCACUUGCCAAGGAGGUUGCUCGCCUUCAGGCUGAGAUGGCCAUUGAGAAGAUCAAGGUUCAUCCAACCCUUCAUCGUCAUGUUAUCGGACGUGGUGGAUCUUUGAUUUCCAAAAUUAAGGAUCAAACUGGAGUCCAAAUCACGAUUCCGGAUGAGAGCACAAACUCUGACGAAAUCAUCGUUGAAGGAAAGAAGGACGGCGUGAAGAAGGCUGUCGCCGAGAUCAAGGCUAUUGUCACCAAGAUCGAGAACGAGAAGUCGCGCGACAUCAUCAUCCCACAGAGACUCCACAAACUUAUCAUCGGAACAAAAGGAUCUGGAGUGCAGGUUAUUCGUGACGCUCACCCAAAUGUCUCGAUCGCCUUCCCUGAUGCUAAAUCGAAAUCUGAUGUUGUAAACAUUCGCGGAGACAAGAAUGAGGUCGAUGCUGUUUACAAAAAACUUACCAACUUGUCCAAGGAACUCGCUGAGAACAACUAUCAGAAGAGUGUUCCAGUGUUCAAGGAGUUCUUGAAGCAUAUCGUUGGGAAAGGCGGAGCCAGCAUUCGCAAGCUUCGUGAAGAAACCGAAACUCGCAUCGAUUUACCGGAAGCAAAUUCUGGCGAUGACAAGAUUAUCGUUACUGGAAAACAGGCGAAUGUUGAGAAGGCUGUCACUCAGCUCAACAAGAUCCAGGAGGAACUUGCCAACAUUGCCGAAGAGACUUUGGAUAUCCCGCAAAAGGUUCAAGCUCGACUCGUUGGAAAUGGAAGACGCUUGAUAUCUGACAUUGAAGAGGAAUGUGGAGGAGUUCACAUCAAAUUCCCAACUGAGAAGAGCGAAUCGACCAAGGUUGUCGUCCGUGGGCCUGCCAACGAUGUCACCAAGGCUGUUGCUCUUCUCUCUGCUCUCGCCAAGGAUAAGGAAGCUGACCUUGCUGAAGAUACUGUUAAAGCCAAGAGUGAGUUCCAUAAAUUCCUCAUCGGAAAGGGUGGAGCGAAGAUCUCGAAGCUUCGUGAUGCCUAUAAUGUCCGCAUCAUGUUCCCACGCGAAAACGACGAGGAUAAGGAGACGAUCCAUUUGCUUGGUGCAAAGAAUGACGUUGCAAAGACGAAGGCUCAACUCGAGGAGGCCAUCAAGCAGCUUUCGGAGAUCACUGAAGUGAAAUUCGAGGUUGACCAGAAAUAUCACAAGAACUUCUUCGCUCGCGGAGCUGCUCUUAUCAAGGAAAUCCAGGAGCAAAACGGAGGUGUUGUUAUUUCGUUCCCACGCAAUGGUUCCGAAAGCAACGAGGUGUCAAUUCGCGGAUCGAAGCAAUGCGUUGAUGCUGCUCGUGCUCGCAUCGAAGACAUUUUGGAGGAUUAUGAGAAAAAAAUUACCUCCACUAUCGAGAUCCCAUCUCAAUUCCAUAGAGGACUUCUUUCUGGACGCGGUCAGAAGAUCCACGAAAUCCAAUCGAAAUACAAUGUUCAAAUCCGAUUCCCGAACCGUGAUGAGGAAGCUUCUGAUGUUGUGACCAUCUCUGGACGUGAUACUCAUGUUGAGGAGGCUAAGGCUGCUCUCCUUGCUCUUGUCCCAAUCUCGAAAGUCAUUCAACUGCCAAUUGACAUGCAUCGUUCGAUUAUUGGCCGUGGUGGAGAGACUGUUCGCAAGAUGAUGCAAGAUUAUGAUGUGAACAUCACGAUUCCAAAGGACAACGCCAGCGAGGAUAUCACCGUCACCGGACAGCUAGAUAAUGUUGAUCAGGCUUUGGAAGCUUUGCGCGAAAAACUGGCUGAGUAUGAAGCUCAAGCAGAGGAUCGCAAGCUUCGCCAAUGGUCCACAACUCUUGAUGUUCCGGUCACUUAUCAUCAGAAGAUCAUCGGACAACGUGGAGAUACCAUCAAAGCCUUUAAGGAGAAGUACGGUGUCAACAUCAUUGUUCCACGCGAGGAGGGUAAUGAGACCAUCACCGUCCAAGGAUAUGAGGACAAGGCUUUGGCCUGUGUCGCGGAGAUUGAGGCCAUGAUUGCUGAACUCCGCUCGUUGUUCACACAGGAGAUCAGCUUGGAUUCGCGCUAUCACCCAAGACUUAUUGGAGCUCGUGGAAGAAACCUCAAGAAGGUCAUGGAGGACUUCAAUGUCGAAAUUCGUCUCCCACGUCAGGGAGCUCAGGACCCGAACUUGGUUAUCAUUGCUGGAAAGGACGAAAAUGAUGUCUACGAUUGCAUUGACAUGUUGAGAGCUGAAGAGGAGGAAUUCUUGCUUGACAAUGUUGAACGAUUCCAAUACACUCGUCAGCAAGUGACUCAACGCGCUGCUGCUCCAGCCGCUGUUCAGAUCAAGGGAGCCCCAUGGCAAUUGGAUCUUGGAAGCUCUGAGCAAUUCCCGGACAUGGGAGCUACUGGAGCGCCAGCAGCCGCUGUCGGCGGAGCUUGGGGAUCAUCCCGUCGCUGGUAA